Gavia stellata (red-throated loon) is the source of this 1401-nucleotide messenger RNA. RefSeq names its product gastric inhibitory polypeptide receptor (gene GIPR). Gene Ontology annotation, cellular component: plasma membrane. The transcript is spliced from 13 exons. Gene Ontology annotation, molecular function: G protein-coupled peptide receptor activity; gastric inhibitory peptide receptor activity; peptide hormone binding. The coding region runs from base 1 to 1401 and encodes 466 amino acids. Gene Ontology annotation, biological process: cell surface receptor signaling pathway; adenylate cyclase-modulating G protein-coupled receptor signaling pathway. The record is from RefSeq and is a predicted model, not a curated record. NCBI's taxonomy places the organism in Eukaryota, Metazoa, Chordata, Aves, Gaviiformes, Gaviidae.
AUGGGCCACCGGGCAGUGCCCCCGCCCAGCCGGGUCCUGCACGGGGCAGAGGAGGAGCGCUCAGCCCAGGCGACGCUGGCCGCCUGGCACGAGUACCGGCACGCCUGCGAGCUGCGCCUGCGCCUCGACCCACCAGCAACUGGACCCGUCUGCAACCGCAGCUUUGACAUGUACGCCUGCUGGGGGGACGCAGCCCCCAACAGCACCAUCACCGUCCCUUGCCCCUGGUACCUGCCCUGGCACCACCGAGGUAACGGGGGGGGAUGGCACCCACCCCGGGGGACAGUGUGCUCAGUGCAGGGCGGGGUGGUGGCUCGGCGCUGCGGACCCGACGGGCGGUGGGUGAUAGACGAGACGGGGCGGCCCUGGCAGGACCAUUCGCAGUGUGAGGACCUGGUGGAGGAGCAGCCGCUGCAGUGGCAGGCCUGGCUGCUGGAGCAGUUCCGCCUCCUCUACACCGUGGGCUACUCCCUCUCCCUCGUCGCCCUCCUCCUGGCGCUGCUGCUGCUCCUGCUCUUCAGGCGCCUGCGGUGCACCCGCAACUUCAUCCAUGCCAACCUCUUCCUCUCCUUCGUGCUGCGGGCGGGCGCCAUCCUGACGCGGGAUGCGCUGCUGCAACGCCACCUGCGCCCUGGCGCCGGGCACCCCUUGCAGCUGCUGGGCCAGCAGGCGGUGGCAGGGUGCCGGCUGGCCCAGGCUCUCACCCAGUACUGCGUGGGGGCCAACUACGGGUGGCUGCUGGCCGAGGGACUCUUCCUCCACAAGCUCCUGGUGUUGGCGGCCUUCUCCGGCGAGCGCUGCCUCCCCGCUUUCCUCCUCCUCGGCUGGGGAGCCCCCGUGCUCUUCGUGGUACCAUGGGUGGUGGUGAGGUACCUCUACGAGAAUGAGGGGUGCUGGGAGAGGAACGAGAAGGUGGCAGUGUGGUGGAUCAUCCGCUGCCCCAUCCUGAUGGCCGUGGCGGUGAACUUCGUGGUGUUCGUACGCAUCAUCCGCAUCUUGGUGGCCAAAGUCCGGGCGCAUCAGGUGUCCCGUGGAGACACCAGGGUCAGGCUGGCCAGGUCGACGUUGACGCUGAUCCCGCUCCUGGGGGUGCACGAGGUGGCCUUUGCCCUGGUGGGGGAGGGGCAGGGGGGGGGCACCCUGCGCCUGGUGCGGCUCUGCCUCCAGCUGCUGCUCUCCUCCUCCCAGGGCCUCGUUGUCAGCGUCCUCUACUGCUUCGUCAACAAGGAGGUGCAGGCGGAGGUGCGGCGCGGGUGGCAGCGGUGCCGCCUGGGUGCCCCCUGCCCCCCCGGCCCCACCCGGGCCCCACCCCGUGGCACCCGCCACUACGUGGCCGUGGGGGGGCAGCGCCCGGCACCCCCCGAUUCCGGAGGGCACCCGAUUGCCGAGAGCUGCUGCUGA